GGCCCGGGCUUCCUGGGCGCCGAUUCCCGGGACGCGCCGGCCGAGAGCAGGGGGGGUAGCAGCAGGGACCGCAGCAGCCCCCGCUUCCGCACCGCCCACCGGCUCGCAGAGAGUUGCGGGUGCUGAUCGUGGUGCUUGAGCAGAGCCGUGGUUGGUGACAGCAUGACGAGCGAGGUGAUAGAAGACGAGAAGCAAUUCUAUUCCAAGGCCAAGACCUACUGGAAACAAAUCCCACCCACGGUGGACGGCAUGCUUGGGGGGUAUGGCCACAUCUCCAGCAUCGACAUCAACAGCUCCCGGAAGUUUCUGCAGAGGUUUUUGAGGGAAGGCCCGAACAAGACAGGAACAUCCUGUGCCCUGGACUGUGGAGCUGGCAUUGGGAGGAUCACCAAGCGGCUGCUCCUGCCGCUGUUCAGAGAGGUGGAUAUGGUCGACAUAACGGAGGACUUCCUGGUUCAAGCCAAGACCUACCUGGGGGAGGAGGGCAAGAGGGUGAGGAACUACUUCUGUUGUGGGCUCCAGGACUUCACCCCAGAGCCGGACUCUUACGACGUCAUCUGGAUCCAGUGGGUGAUAGGCCACCUCACCGAUCAGCACCUGGCCGAGUUCCUGCGGCGCUGCAAGGGCAGCCUCCGCCCCAACGGUAUCAUCGUCAUCAAAGACAACAUGGCCCAGGAGGGCGUGAUUCUGGAUGACGUGGACAGCAGUGUGUGCCGGGACCUUGAUGUGGUCCGCAGGAUCAUCUGCAGCGCAGGCCUCAGCCUCCUGGCUGAGGAGAGGCAGGAGAACCUCCCCGAUGAGAUCUACCACGUCUAUAGCUUUGCCCUGAGAUGAGCCAGGGCUGGCAGGAGAAACUGAGGAACCACAGUCCGGGUGGGGGGAGCUGGCAGCUGGGCAAGAUCCAGGCGCCACGCUGGCGGUUCGUGAGUGUCGAGGCACCACUAAAUAUAGCUGUCUGCCGUCCACUCAU
Molecule: messenger RNA, 970 nt
Organism: Mandrillus leucophaeus (drill)
Lineage: Eukaryota; Metazoa; Chordata; Mammalia; Primates; Cercopithecidae
Gene: NTMT1
Product: N-terminal Xaa-Pro-Lys N-methyltransferase 1
Exons: 4
Coding region: 163-834 (223 amino acids)
Cellular component (GO): cytoplasm
Molecular function (GO): N-terminal protein N-methyltransferase activity
Source: RefSeq, a predicted model, not a curated record